Molecule: messenger RNA, 688 nt
Organism: Xylaria bambusicola
Lineage: Eukaryota; Fungi; Ascomycota; Sordariomycetes; Xylariales; Xylariaceae
Exons: 2
Coding region: 108-572 (154 amino acids)
Source: RefSeq, a predicted model, not a curated record
AAGCACUUCUCACAACACCCUACUCCCUUUUAAACGUCAAAAGCACAGCCAAAAUGAGCGACCCACCCAAACUUAGGCGCAAAAUGCAGGCUAAUUCAUUAUAAAGUAUGAUUAUGGACUAUGCCGACCGAUAUAACCUUAGGGUUGCUUUGAUUGUCCAAGAUAAGACAAAUGGGGACUAUAAGAUAUUCCAGAAAGAGCUGGACGAGAACUUCCCGCCUGUUAGAGAUAGUAUUAAACCUUGCAUACUGCAUGUUGGUCAUGAAGCCGAGGCCCCAACCAAUACGGGCGAGGCCAAGCUCGGUAACGACCUCCAGUUAAAGCUGCGGAAGAUAGAAUGGGAGAUAUUGCAGUCCGAGGUACCUAAAGCACCUAAGUUUCAGCGUCCUAUCUUUAUAAGGCAACCAACAGCCGGCCCAAGGACAGACCAAGUGUCCAAGGAACGACCCAAUAAAGGAUUAGGGUCGGACAAGGAAGCAGACCACAGCCGGGAGGGGCUAGGCCACGUGACUACUCACAGGGCUCACGAUGCAAAGACAAGUAAGCCCAGUGAGAACAAGAAACAUGCUUAGGAUCUAAUUUCUCGUUACCUGGCCGGACCAUUAGAGAGGGCGUUGCUGAUAUACGCGAUGGGAGCCCUGCUAGCAGCAUUAUAUCUUUAUUACCUAAUAAGAUCCUAUACUCCUUA